This is a messenger RNA of Linum trigynum, 3652 nucleotides long. The record is from the annotation of a GenBank genome assembly. NCBI's taxonomy places the organism in Eukaryota, Viridiplantae, Streptophyta, Magnoliopsida, Malpighiales, Linaceae.
UUCCCUCCACUUUUCUCUUUCUUCUGUUUUCAUUUUCAACGACCUUGGUGUCGAUUCUUUCACAACUUGUGUACUAGCAGAUUUCCCCACUCUUUUUAGCAAAUAGAAACGCGCUCGAGCCAGCCAGGUAUGGGCUUCUUCUUUCGGUGAGGACGUAAGGUGAAUGAAGUAUUGAGAUUCCUAACGACGAGCGUUUUCUCCAAUGGCGGAACCCUACAACUUUAACGGAGAAUCGGUAGACCCGGUUGUGGAAGUAGAACUCUCAGGAGAUGAAUCCGACUCCGACUCCGACUCCGGGUCCGACUACGAAGAUGACGCACCUCCGACUCCGGCCGAAGAGGAGGAGGAGGGGGACGAGUACAUUCCAAUUGCCCCGUCGGCUAGGGUUCCAGUCAAUCAUGUUCCUUCACGUUCCAGCCGAGUGCUGAGUGUUAAUGUUGAAGGGGAGAGAACUAAAAGAAGAAGGGGGGAGGAAGGAAGGGCUGCUGCGGCAGUAGCAGCUGAGGUAUGCUCGUCGAGUUCUCAAGGGAGCCAGUGGAAUCGUGUUGAAAUUGACGGCCUUUUUUGCUCGAUUUGCAUGGAAGCCUGGACCAGUGAAGGAGAUCACCACAUUUGUUGUCUUCCUUGUGGCCACCUCUUUGGUUUGUCUUGCAUUAACAAGUGGUUGCGACAAAAACGAAGUUCUGGAAAGUGCCCCCAAUGCAACAGGAAAUGUACAUUGAAAGAAGUGAGGAAGCUGUUUGCACCCAGGAUUGCUGUGGUUGAUGAGGAAUCGCAGAAGAGAAUUCACUUUCUAGAGACCAAGUGUGCAUCUCUUGAGAAGAAGGAUGCUGAAUGGUCCAAGAUUGAAGCUCUGUGGCACAAGAAGGAAUCUGAAUUACAACAGAAAAUUAAACAACUUGUUGAGAGAACAGUUCAGAUGCAGCGUUCAUUGGAUAAUUUCAACAACACCGUGGCAGGGUUAUAUACUGCUCGUAGGGGCCAUCAUGUACCAUUUAUACCUGAUAAUACUGCUACUUCAAACUUCAGCAUGCAGGGCUCUUCUGGCAGCUUUGAGUUACAGGAAGAGCUGUAUGUGGAGGGUGCACGCUUAUUUGACAUUAAUAUUUCCAGUCAAACGGUAUUAGUUGCGAGAAGACCACCCAAGGUUGGUGGAUGCCAUUUUACCAAGAUCAGCUUGAUGCCUCCACAUGGAACCAGUGAAAUUUUUCUUUCACUUAGUACAAACAUCAUCAAAGACUUGCAUUUUUGCCCACUUAAUACAAAUCUUGUGCUGUUUGCUUCCUUGGGGAAAAAGCUAUCCAUUCUGAGUUUGGAAAGCAAUAACAUCACUCUUUCAUAUGACUUGCCGUGUCCUGCUUGGUCAUGCUCUUGGGAUAUAAACAGUCCACAUCAUGUUUAUGCAGGAUUACAGAAUGGCAUGUUGUUGGAAUUUGACAUCCGGCAAACUGCAAAGCCUCUAGAAUCCAGGUCGGGGCUCUCAAAUAAUCCAAUUCAUACAGUACACUCUCUUCCAUACAAUGGGACUCUGCCUAUUGGUGCCAGAACAGUGCUUUCUGCUUCCUCUAUCGGCAUAUGUCAGUGGAUUUUUGAAGCUGCUGAAGAAAGGCCAUCUUUAGUCCCCACGAGUGGAAAUCAAGGAGUCUGCAUCUCGCUAGCACACUGUCCCACCACUGAGAACAUUGUAGCUACAUAUCGUCCCAAGGUUGAGACAUUUCCAUCAUGUGAAGUUGCUGCUACUGGUUCACAAGCAUUUGUCAGCCACUCCUCCCAAGCUAUCGGGCAAGGAAUUCAGGGUUCUCAUCUCCACUUGAAGAGAACGGGCAGCAGUUAUGAGACUUUGGGCAGUGCAUCGGCAACUGUAAGCAACAUCAGACUGCCCCGAUGCACCAUCAUAUGCCGGAAGCAGGAGCAGCCUUGUUUGUUUGUGUCUGGGGAUGAAGCUGCACAAGGGUUGCUGUUGCAGGAGCUGCCAUCGUUUGCAUUUAAUCAGCACCUUCAGUCAUCCCGCAAGAGCUUCAUCUCUGACGUGAAAUAUGCAAGUAGUGCCAACAUCCAAGGGGGUGGAGUGUUGGGGUGUUUAAGCGAGUCUACCUUGCAACUUUUCACGACCAGGAGUUAAAAAUUAAAAUGAUGAAGAGUUAGGUAAUCUUCUUGGGGGCAUAUAAAUCAUGUUCAAUCAAACAUUCACUUGGUUGUUAAACUUUCCCCUUCCUUUUGUUAGUUUGUUUACUUGUUCUGUUUUUAUUGUAGGUGUUUGUGGAGUGACCACUUUUUGUCCAGUUCUUUCUCGAGCGGCAUAGAGAGAGACUGCUGUUUGUAUCCGUAUAGCUAGGAGCAAGCGAGAUUGAUGCAUGGAUCGAUCUCAGCUGUAGGUUAGAGUUAGAGGUGGUUCCAACCAAUUGAUUGUUUUCCUUGAUAGUUAUACAGUUUUAGUAGAUACAAACAUUUUUGUUGUUGAUAAUUUUAUUGUGUGAGAUUGGCAUAAAUGUUUCUUCUUUUCUAUGAUUAAAACUAGAGAGCAUAACAUAGGAAAAGAAAAUGCGAAGUGAGGUAUACACCAUCUAUGAACAGCAUAGUAUUCUGAUUGGGUCAGCUAGUGAUGCAGAUUUAUUUAUAAUUUUUUUUUUUACAAAAGAUAGUGAUAUAUUGAAUCAAACCAAAAGAUAGUUACAUCCUGGAGAGCAGCCAGGCCUGAAAAUCAAAAAACCGUUUCAUAGACGGGUACAAAGACAAGGCUUUUCUAGUCACUAAAUGUGCUACCUUAUUGUUACGCCGACCUACAAACCGAACCCCAAACCCAGACUGGGAUCUAAGAUACUGUAGAAUCUCGUCCAACACAGCCCCCGUCUGAUUGUCUCCAUUAUCUGCCUGAUUGAUUUAAUCAAUGAGCACCUUGGCAUCACCUUCAAAAACGACAUUUGUCACUCCAAUUUCAAGGCACCAAAAAAUCGCGUCCCGAAGCACAAGAAGCUCUGCCACCAUCGGAUCCUCAACCACCGGCAAUUGGACACCCUUAACGAGGAGAAUCUCUCUUAAAUGAGUGCAAAGAACAAUCCCUCCAGCCGAAUGGGAACCAUAUUUAGUUGCACCAUCCCACAUACAAAUAAUUAAGAAAGGGAAAAAAGGGAGUUUACACCACAAACCGUGGAACCCCAGAACAGAACAACAACACAGCAGCAAAAAGCAUAAGAUCACAACAAAUCAGGGGCAAAGAGGCACCUUCCCUUAGCCAAGCUUCCAUACUCACGUUUCCUUCUGAAUUUAUAGGAGAAACAGGGGUCAGAACAGGGGAGUGAACCGGAGCUGCUGAACACAAUCUUCAGGGGAAAUAUGUGCAGCUGUAGGCACACCAGAAUCCAGUGAAACUCGAGAUAACCCGGAUAGCUUGGGAAAGUCUGCUAAGAUCUCCUUUCAUGACUCUCUAAUCCAAGUCCAAUUUUUGCUCUUUGAGUUGCUCCCCUAGUCGAAAGUAGGUGAAGCUUAAGCAUUCUGAACCGCCCUUAUGAAAUACUGCGAUCGAUUUUCUUGGCGCUUACUAAUAGAGUAAUGACAAACUUUUCCCAAUAUAGGGUUGUCCCAUAAAAAAAUGGAAUCUUUAGAAGAAUGAUUGAACUUGGCUUGAGCUUGAUAAUAAAGAACAUUUCUGACU